Molecule: messenger RNA, 857 nt
Organism: Lolium perenne
Lineage: Eukaryota; Viridiplantae; Streptophyta; Magnoliopsida; Poales; Poaceae
Product: protein VERNALIZATION 3
Source: RefSeq, a predicted model, not a curated record
GCCACAUUUGAGCGUCUUACAUUAUCCUAGCUCAUCAAGCUCUAGUAGUGUCCCUUUCUCCCAAUCAUGUCGAUGAUAAAUAUGUCCAGGGACCCCUUGGUCGUCGGGCACAUUGUUGGCGAUAUCGUGGACCCUUUCAUGACCACUGCGUCGCUGAGGAUCUUCUUCAACAACAAGGAAAUGACGAACGGGUCUGAGCUCAAACCAUCUCAGGUGUUCAAGGUUCCAAGAGUUUAUAUUGGUGGGCGAGACAUGAGGAACCUCUACACGCUUGUGAUGGUAGACCCUGAUGCACCUAGUCCCAGCAACCCUACUGAAAGAGAGAACCUUCAUUGGUUGGUAACUGACAUUCCAGAGACUACUGAUGCAAGUUUUGGAAAUGAAAUAGUCCCCUAUGAGAGCCCACGCCCAACAGCAGGAAUCCAUCGUUUCGUGUUCAUCCUGUUUAGGCAGUCAAUCAGGCAGGCCACCUAUGCACCAGGGUGGAGAGCAAACUUCUGCACAAGGGACUUUGCAGCGAUCUACAAUCUUGGACCGCCUGUCGCUGGGAUGUACUUUAACUGCCAAAGAGAGAAUGGAUGUGGUGGCAGAAGGUACAUUAGGUAAUAUAGUUGGGGCAUUACCUCACAUAUAUAUGCCAAUAUAGUCGUUUCAAGUGUGUGUUUUUGCCUCUCUGAAGGUAAAAUAGUAAUUGGGAGAUAAGUAUAUUCCUGAAGCAUAACAUAUGCUUGGAUGUAUUGGGGGAUGUUGUGUUGUAUGUGUUGUGUUGUGUUGGCAUUGUAUCCUAGCACAAGAUAAGAACUUUAUAUGGUGGUACACUAAAGACUGCAGCAUGUCCUUAUUCCCGUUAGCUCUAA